AUGGAUCAAAUCUUUCUUGGCCUUUGCCACAGGUUGUACAAUUUCAUCACGAAAUAUCUAGCAACAUAUGCCAGGAAAAGAGUAACAUUAGGCGAUGUUUCUCAUCAUACUUCAGCUCAGUUACCUUCUCCAGGUGCUGAAUCAGCUAUACCGAGCUCCCUGACUGACCAAGCAACACACCCCGUGGCUGAAGCAACACCAGUUGAAGACUCAAGUUUGCAGGCCAAAGUAGAGCCAGAACCAAUGUAUAAUCAUAGUGAAAGUGGAAUUCCUUCUGCAACAUCUGAUGAAGAGAAAAAUGAGGAUGUUAUUGAAGCAGCAACGUCUGAAGCUCGACCUCCAAAGAAAAUGGUUAGCAUAAAUGAUACAGUAGAGGAGAUGACUGCAACUGCAAGCAAGAAGAAAAGUAAGAAGAAAAAAAGAGCAGAAAAAAUGGGAUCAUUUGACCAAGAAAUAGAGGAACCAAAACCUUUGAAAUCGAUUCUUAAAGUAGGGUCUAAGAUAGAUUAUGAGGGCAACAGUUUGGAGUCUACCUGAAUUUACCUUGCUGGUAAUGUACUUUGUAAUGGUUCUUGAUUUGUGAAUAUCAUAUCAUAUCAAUUUGUGAA
Molecule: messenger RNA, 608 nt
Organism: Gossypium arboreum
Lineage: Eukaryota; Viridiplantae; Streptophyta; Magnoliopsida; Malvales; Malvaceae
Exons: 1
Coding region: 1-537 (178 amino acids)
Source: RefSeq, a predicted model, not a curated record